Molecule: messenger RNA, 2070 nt
Organism: Clarias gariepinus (North African catfish)
Lineage: Eukaryota; Metazoa; Chordata; Actinopteri; Siluriformes; Clariidae
Exons: 3
Coding region: 268-870 (200 amino acids)
Source: RefSeq, a predicted model, not a curated record
UCCUAUUCACCAGCACACAUCCAGAUGGCUGAGAGAGGACGGCUAAAGAAGAAAAACCUCUUCUGACUAUAUACCGUGUGCGUAUUUUCUUGUAGGUGUGACGUCUGAUUAGUUAAACAACUUUGUGUUUAAUUUGAAGUUGAGCUUUCUGGCUUUUUUGUUUCGGGUUUGCAUAAAGCGGAUUAAAGUGUAACUUUGUGUGCGGGUGGCCAGGCUAAAAAAAAAUGACAGCAAUGCUAUGCUCUGCUCUGUAGUCCAACCUCUAACAUGACCAUGGGGAUCUCUGGGAGCAGAGGGAAAAAAGUGGCACCUGCAUCUGUGACUGAGGGGGACCCAAGCACUCAAAUGCUUAAGUGUCAAACCUCCAGCAUUGGUGUUUCUCCAAAAAACACCCAGAAGGAUCAACUCAGCAACAGGAAAGUCACUGUGGUUUCAGCGGAUAAUGAAAACCUGGAAGAGGAAUUGAACCGAAUUCUUGAAGCAUGCAAAAACACAGAGGAUCCACAGAAGGGGAUUCAGAAAUGUUCAGUGUACAUGUGUGGAAAUUACACCUUCUGUUACAACCAAAGAGACCAACGCAGCACACAAACUGAGAGCGCAUGCAAAGCUGAUGUUAUUCUACCCAAUGAUCUGCUCAAGCCUGUCGGAUUUGAAGACCAAAUGGAUAUCUGUACCUUCAAUAUGCUAAACAAGCCCCAGAAACAGUGUUUGUCUCCACAGACUGUAAUGACAGCAGGGAAAGCAGAUCCCAUAUGCACAGAGACAAUUCAUGUUCCAGGUAUUUGUGAUGAUGUUUCGCUGGCUUCGCCUGUGUCAUAUGAUCCAUUGGAAGAAGACUUGAUGAGUGCAAUAGAGAGAGAGUUUGGGUAGCAUAAUUCUUAGCUAGUAUGUCUUGGGUUUAAUUUGGAAACAGUUGCUUUACAAAAACCAGACAGUACCUUAAUGCAAAAUACAGAUGUCAUUUUAUAGGCUACAAAUCUUGCCUUGUCAUAAAUCAUCUCUUUGACUGUGUCUUUCUGUUUUUCGAAAUUCUUGUUUUGUACUUCUGUUGUUUUGUCUAGUAUUUAUGCUCCACCUGGAUGCAAAGCCUUAAAUCAGAUUAAAUCAUCAUUUAUGGUACACAGGAUAAAAGAUUCAGUAUUUUCGGAAACUAAUUUCAGUAAAAAAAAAAAAGUUUCCAUGGCUGGAAUGUAUGUUUGAGUUCCAUUUCAGCAGUGUUCUUCAGCCUUGUAAAAUGCACAUUAACAUUGUGUAAGAUAAGUUUCUAUAUUAAGGCUCCUUUUCUCAACCUCUAGUGCAUACUGGCAUAUGCAAAAUAUACAAAAUCAUACCUGUCUUCAUCUUAUGCUAAAAUAAUGGGAACAACACAUACUGCUACAAGAAAAAAUCUGGUUAUGAGUGAGAAUAAACUAUUUGAUUCAAUUUUAAUAAUUUCAACUUCUUUCUAUCCUUCCAUCCUUGACUUUUUCCUUUAAGGUUUGCUUGUUUGCCGUACCUCAUGCAUGUGACAUCAUACCAGAUCCAGAACUAGACCAGUUGCCAUUCUUUAUGUACAGUUGCCAUUCUUUAUGUACUAUUACAGACAAUUGUUGUUCAUAGGAAUGCCACACUAGCCAAGGUAACAAAAAUUGGAGGACAGUUUUAUUAGCUUUCUGUUGUUUUUAGCUGUCCAGCAGGGAGACAGAGCUACACUUGGUUAAAGAAAAGAAGGAACUCUUGACCGUUUUAUCCUAUAAGCUUGCUGAUUUAAAGUAGAGACAGGGUUUUAAAUGGGCCUGGGCUAUAAUUAAGCUUUAUUAGAGUUAUUUUUCCGAUCUAGUUUUCUCGUUGCUCCAGUUAUAGCAUGCAUGCUAAAUGGCUAAUCACACCAGUUUGAGUGCAUGCACAGCAAACACAUUAGCAGUGGUGAAUGAAGUACACAAAUCCUUUACUUGAGUGAAAGUAGAGAUACUCUGUGGAUGUUGAAUAUUACUCCAGUAAAGCUAGAAAUCCCCCAUCUGAAAUCCACCGUUGUACAAAUGUACUUGCAUUCAAAUGUAACCAAGUAUUAAAUAAAAAGACUAUGAUUCA